AUGACUUUUCUUUUUUCUUUACAAUUUUCAGAUCUUGGAAUUUCUGGUACCACUUCAAAAAAGGGAGACCUUCAGUGGAAUGCUGGAGAGAAGAAGUUAACAGGAGGAGCCAACUGGCAGCCAAAAGUAGCACCUGCAACAUGGUCAACUGGUGGUGUCCCAAGUGGUCCAUUGACGGGAGCUGUGCCUCCAGCAGGUGCUGUUCCUGCUGCAGGAGGUACUCCACCCGUCCCGCAGCCGGGAGCAGCAUUUGGGAUGCCCCCAGCAGGCGCAGGCGUGCCCAUGAUGCCCCAGCAGCCAGUCAUGUAUGGGCAGCCUAUGAUGAGGCCACCAUUUGGAGCUGCCACUGGCCCCGGUGUACAGCUUUCUCCAAGCCCAACUCCUGCUACUCAGAGUCCCAAGAAACCUCCAACAAAGGACCCAUUAGCGGAUCUUAACAUCAAGGAUUUCUUGUAAACCAUAAGCUGCAGUUUUUCUGAUGGGAUGAUAAAAAACAAGUGCGUUUGGAGUCUACAAAGGGAUGCUCCAAGUUUCCAAGUGAGCCACCAGUACCAAACCCAGCGCUUACUCAGACUUUCUCUUCCUCCUGAAAACGUGUAGCACAGCUGUGAAAGUGAACAUUAGGAAUGUGUACUACUACUACCUUAGCUGUUAUCCCUACUCUCUCGAAAUUUGUGUACUCGGGUUAUUUGUGUUUUACAAUUUAAACAAUGGAUGUAUGUUUCUGAUGCCUUCUAGUGCUUUUCUGAACCUAUCCCACGGGGGCAGAUUAUGCAGCUGUUGUUUGGUGAGCCAUUUGGAGCGAUGUCUGUGGUUUUUGAAGGUCUCAAUGUAUAUAACUUUUUGAGGACACCUAAAAUUUCCCUAGGACUCAAUUUCUCCUUUAUCUGUUACAAAACAUAGUGUGAUAAUACAAGAUAGUAAGGAAAAUACUUAUGAAAUUGUGUGGAAUACCUUUUUUUUUUUUUUUUUCUUCUCUCCAGUCACAGGAAUCUCAAUUGUCGUGAAAAAAUGUUUUAUUUUUGUGGCACUGUAUAUGUUAAGAUAAUUUAAAGUAAUAUAAAGGUAAACUUCCAUAACAAAUACUUUUUUCAAUGAUUUACCAAGAAGGAAAAAAACCAUAUCUGAAAGAAUACCAUAUUUAUUGCCAUUUUUUAUUUUAAAAAUCUAUUUUAAUUAUUUAAGGUUUUUUUUGCAUUUUAAAAUUGGCGUGUCUAUCGGUUCUUGCUCAAUGCACUGAAAAAAUAAGUAAAGGGUCGGUUUCUCUCCGUGUAGCUGGGAAAAGCAACCGUAGUCGUGCUGGCAUUAAGGGAUUUCAAAUACUGAGAGCACUCUUUGGUAUAUCUGUAGUCGAAACAUGACGAGUGAUGUUACUCAUCUCUGUUCAGUUCUUACGUACAUCUCUUAAUUUAGUGCUUCCCUGUGUAUGCCUUAGGCUAGUGUUUUCUCCAUUGCCCCGAAUGCGCUGUGAGUAGCUUUUGUACUAUUGGUGAUUAGAUUUAAUUCUGAUCCGGAGAUCCACGCCCUUUACUGUACAUACUGUGUUUCUUUUUAAUUUUGAUUUGUUCUCAUACUGUUUCUCUGCUGAUGGCUUGGCGUUAAGAUCUUGACUCUUCAAUGAGGUCACUGUUGAUCAGUGUUACAAGUGGCUUGGCAGUUCUCUGUAAAAGCAUAUCGGGUUGGAAAGAUAUUCACCUAAAGUCUUUCAAAUGAACUAUUUAAUCAGUGUAUGGUACCAUUAAAAGUGGUUGUAUCUGAAUUUGCUGUGGGGAUAACAUAAUGGGAAAGUUCUAUAAAAGGCGAAUUUCAAAAAGGCUCUUCUUUGUAUUUCAGUUUAAAAAACAAAGAAAACAAACAAACAAACAAAAAACCCCAGUGCAUGUGUGCCCUCUGAGAUGCAAUAAACACCUUGAUCAAAGUAAA
Molecule: messenger RNA, 1923 nt
Organism: Calidris pugnax (ruff)
Lineage: Eukaryota; Metazoa; Chordata; Aves; Charadriiformes; Scolopacidae
Product: clathrin coat assembly protein AP180-like
Exons: 6
Coding region: 1-456 (151 amino acids)
Source: RefSeq, a predicted model, not a curated record